This is a messenger RNA of Spirodela intermedia, 3748 nucleotides long. The record is from the annotation of a GenBank genome assembly. NCBI's taxonomy places the organism in Eukaryota, Viridiplantae, Streptophyta, Magnoliopsida, Alismatales, Araceae.
AUGGACAAGCAGCAGAGCUCCUCCACCCGGGCACUGGAGAGGCAUCAGAGCUUCAAUGGGAUAGAGAGGCCGAGGACUAUUCGGUUCGGAGGGAUGGAGAAACAGAAGAGCUUCCGAGUCGGGUUGCUGGAGAAGCAGCAGAGCUUCCGGGAGAAGAAGAACAAGGGGAUUACUCAGAAGAGAGGGGAUUCCCCUCUUCAUCUGGCUUCUCGGGCAGGAAACUUGCUCCAAGUCAGGGAGAUUCUCUUGGGUGGCGCACAUAGCAGCCAUCUGAAUGCUCUGAUAUCUGCGCAGAACAACGACGGUGAGACUCCGCUGUAUGUUGCGGCAGAGAACGGACACGUGGAGGUUGUUCACGAGAUACUGCAGCAGUCUGAUGCCCAUUCAGCAUCUCUCAAGGCGAAGAAUGGCCUCGAUGCAUUCCACAUUGCUGCCAAACAGGGCCAUGUCGGUAAGGCCCUGGCACCCUGAUUGAUCUGAAUGAAAUUUGGCAUCUAACACGUUUUGAUCCACAGGAAUAUCUCGUUCCCCCUUUUUAUGGGUUUUUUGGUACCCUGUGGAGUAGAUUAAGUAUUUUCUAAUUAUUUUUUUUGCUGAUCCUUCUCUUUGCCGAAGCAAUUCCUUUUUUAUUUGACUAAUUAAUGUCUGUGUUUUAUAGCCAUUAACUUUUUGGGUUUUUAGCACACUUUUGUUUUGGUUUUUUUUUAUAAAUAUUUUGGAAUAGGUCCAGUCCUUUUAUUGACUCAUUUUUUUUUGGGUUUUUUAGCACACUGUGAAAUGUCUUCUCUUUGUCGAAGCAAUUCCUUUUUUAUUUGACUAAUUAAUGCCCUGUGUUCAACCGCCGUUGACUCAUGAUUUUCCGUGUUUCCUGUGUUAACUUUUUUGGGUUUUCAGCUUUUUUUUUUUUUUUUUUGGAGUAGGUCCAGUCCUUUUAUCGAGGCAUUCCCUUUUUUCCUUGCCUGAGUUUAUUGAAUGAUUCUAUAUUCGGAAAUUGUUUGCUGUUUUCCAGUUUUCUUUUUUAGGCUUUUAGCAUCCUUCGGGGGCGACCAAUUAUUUUUUCUGUUUUGGUCCAAAAAUAUGAUUUUUGGCCCAUAUUUAAUGUAUUAUUCUUGAUUGCUUUCCUUGUUGGGUCUCUUGUCUCUUGGCCUUCAAUUCAGUGCUAUGCAUGCUGUUCUUCCUGAUUCAUGAUCGUAUGCUAAUCUUUCUCCUGUGGAUUUCAUGAGAGAAUGUUACCUUUUUUUCUUUUUUCUUUUUUCAAAUGAGGACUAAAAUCAGCUAUAUUUUUAAUUGAUUUAAUUUCAAACGAUAAUUGGGACAGUUAUCAUAUCAGCUCCCUUGAAAAGUAAGUAGAAGAACACCCGAUCUUCUUGGAAGUCUUCUCGCUGGUGUUGAUCAUCUUCUAGUCCGGUUUAUGUGCGUUUCGAUGCAGACCCAGGCUCCUCAGAUGGGUUUUCCUUGUUUUGUCUAUAAUCGGCAAGAGGUUGACUUAUUUUAGUCAGAGGUUUUUUUUUUUGGUCUUCUGGGGCUGUCCCAAUAAUCUGGGCUUCUAAAAAAAGUCAGACAUUUGUGGUCGGGCAUGCUGGUUAUCCUUGUUUUGGUCUGAAUCGGUAAAGGGUUGACUUCUUUUAAGCUCAAGAUCUCCCAUUUUUUUGGCGGUCUUCUAAAAAGGUCUGCAUUCUCGAAGAAUAAAAAUAAAAAUCAGCAAGAGGGUUGACUUUAGACUUAUGCAGGUUUCCCUGCAGAUAUGGGGUUCUAAGGUAUCAGAAAUUUAUGAUCCGGCAUGCAAGUUUUCCUUUGUUUGUCCUUAAUAAAAUAAGUGGUUGACGUUUUGGGCUUUUGGGCACAGUUUCCUUAAUUUGACCUUAAUCAAAUAAGUGGUUGACUUCUUGGCUCAAAGUAUUCCUCUUUUAGCCAUAUCCUAAGCCGAUUGAUGUGGGUCUCUCUUUUUUUGACUUGAUUGUCGGUUCAAGCUCAAAGUUUCCUGUCUUGGCGAUCUCAGAUGUGUUAAAGGAGCUGCGCUCGUCAUUCCCCGAAUUGGCUAUGACGGUGGGGCCCUCAAAUGCGACGGCAUUGGACACGGCUGCCUUCCAAGGCCACGUCGACGUGGUCAACCUCCUCCUGGAGACGGACGCCAGCCUGGCAAAGAUCACGAGGAAUAAGGGCAAGACAGCGCUCCAUGUAGCGGCCCGGAUGGGGCAUGUGGAGGUCGUGAGGUCCCUCCUGGCCAAAGACGCGGGCAUCGCCUUCCGCACUGACAAGAAGGGCCAGGCGGGAAUCCACGUGGCGGUCAAAGGGCCGAGUUUGGAGGUGAUCGCCGAGCUGCUGAAACUCGACUCCUCGAUCAUCAGCCUGGAGGACAACAAGGGCAACACCCCUCUUCACAUUGCCACCAGCAAAGGCCGUGCCUUGGUUAGUCAACUCUCUCUCUCUUCAGUUCUUGUCUGAUCCGGGGUUGACUAGUGAUGCAUUCAAAAUUAGCUCCGCCAUUUUGGGUGGGUUGUGAAAAAUUGUUUCUUCGAAAGCCUCCGUUGACCUAGUUCUUCUGUUUGUUGUUGUUGUUGCAUGCUCUCUCUCUUCAGUUCUUGUUGGAUCCGGGGUUGACUAGUGGUGCAUUCAAAAUCAGCUCCCCCAUUUUGGGUGGGUAGUGAGAAAAUCGUUUCUUCGACAGCCUCCGUUGACCUGGUUCUUCUGUUUGUUGUUGUUGUUGCUGCAUGCUCUCUCUCUCUCUCUCUCUCUCUCUCUCUCUCUCUCUCUCUCUCUUCAGUUCUUGUUGGAUCCGGGGUUGACUAAUGGUGCAUUCAAAAUCAGCUCGUCCAUUUUGGGUGGGUGGGUAGUAAAAAAAGAAAAAGUGUUUCUUUGACAGCCGCCGUUGACCUGGUUCUGGAUGCAGAUGGUUCAAUGUCUACUGGGCGUGGAGGGGGUCAACGUGAAUGCAUUCAACAGGGCAGGCGAGACGGCCUUCGACAUCUCGCAGAAGUCGUGUGCGGGCAACGGGGAGAUCCCCGAGCUGCUGAGGACGGCCGGCGGCGUGGCGGCGGCGGAGCACGAGAACCCGCCGAGCCCCGCCAAGCAGCUGAAGAGGACGGUCAGCGACAUCAAGCACGACGUCCAAUCCCAGCUGCAGCAGACGCAGAAGACCGGAUUUCACGUGCAGAGGAUCAAGAAGCGGCUGAAGAAGCUCCACAUCGGGGGGCUGAACAACGCGAUCAACUCCAACACGGUGGUGGCGGUGCUCAUCGCCACCAUCGCCUUUGCCGCCAUCUUCACCGUCCCCGGCGAGUACGUGGAGUCAGAGACGGAGGGGUACUCGCUCGGAGAAGCCUACAUCGCCACCAACGCCGCCUUCGUCAUCUUCUUCGUCUCCGAUUCGCUGGCGCUGUUCAUCUCCCUGGCGGUGGUCGUGGUGCAGACCUCCAUCGUUGUCAUCGAGCAGAAGGCCAAGAGGCAGAUGGUGUUCGUCAUCAACAAGCUCAUGUGGCUGGCCUGCCUGUUCAUCUUCGUGGCCUUCGUCUCCCUCACGUAUAUUGUGGUCGGUCGCCGGAACUGGUGGCUCACCGUGGCGACCACCGUCGUCGGCGCCAUCAUCAUGCUGACCACCCUCGGAUCGAUGUGCUACUGCAUCAUCACGCACAGGCUGGAGCAGAAGAACAUGAGGAAUCUGAGGAGGAACUCCAUGAGCCAGUCUCAUUCAUUGUCCGCUCAUGUCGAUUCUGAUUCAGACAUACUCAACAGUAUUUAUGCUCUGUAG